AGAAGCCCCCGGCCGAGGGCAGGGCGGGACGCGGGGCCCGCCCCGGAAGGCCGGGGGUGCCAUGGCUCCGGGGCGGCGCGCCGCGGACAGCCGCCGCGCCAGGGCGGCGGCGCCGCUACCGCGGCGCCCGUGGCCGCGGCGGAUGCGGCGCGCGCUGGCCGUCGCCGCUUCAGGCUGCGCGCUGCUCGGCGGCGCCUCCUGGGCUCCGAGCGCGUUCAGCUACGCAUGGCGCUCGGGCGGCGACGGGGCGCUGGGCGUCUACGCCACGGAGCGGAUCGGCCGCGGCGAGGUUGUCGAGCGGUGCUACUGCGUGCCCGUGGAGGCGGGCAGCGUCGCGGGCCACUGGCUGGAGCCGUGGCUCUUCGACAGGGGCCCCGGGAGAGGGGAGCUUCUCUUCCCCCUGGGGUUCGGCUGCCUCUACAACGAGGUGCCCCCCGGCGGCGACUCCGCCAACCUGCGGUGGGAAUACCAGGAGGUUAGGGACGCCAGUGGCGUCCUGCGACCCUACCUCGUGCUGAUAGCCUUCGCGAUUAUCCCUGCUGGCCAGGAGCUCUGCGUGAAGAGGCGGCGGACCGGCGAGCACGGCUCCCUCCGCGACGUGCUCGGCAGCUCGCUGCGCUCCCUGGACGCUGGGGGCGACGCCGCCGCCCCCUUCCGGCCGCCUGCCGGCCGAGGAUCGCGACGAGCUGAAGUAAGAGCAUUGAGUUCAGGAGAUUUCAGGCUAGACCCGCCGAGCGGCGUGGCGGUGGCCUCGUCGCCCCUCCACGGCAACGGGGUGUUCGCCACGAGGCCCUUCCGGGAGGGCGAGACCGUGGAGGUGGUCCCGUCGCUCACGAUAUCGUGCUUGGGCCAGGCCUGCCGGAUCUUCCGGGACUACGAGCUGCCCGGCUCCCACCCGAACGCCUCCAGGGUCGCCCUGGGGCACGGCAGCGUCUACAACCACCGCGGGGAGCCCAACGUCUUGCGGUGCGCCGUCGACGCGGGGCCCGGCGCGGCCGACGCGCUGCGGGGGGCGUGCUAUCGCUACUACGCCGCGCGGGACAUCGACGCCGGCGAGGAGCUGGUCGGUCGGAUCCUAUGGCGACGACUGGCUCCAGAGGUGAGGUUGGCCAUCGAAGCACUGCGCGGCGGCGCCGCGAGGGUUUUGAAAGAGGAGCGACAAAUAUUUCGCUAGACCACCUACGCCCAGAUGGCUGGUGAGAUUUCUGAAACGCGAGACGGAGCACGUGUGCGAUCGUAGUCCAGAUGCUUGCACAGGGCGGCAGCGGUACGCCAUGCCAGUUCAGAACAAUUCUGGGCGGGGCGAACCCCUGCCCCAACUUUCUGUGGCGCAACGACCUCGUUCUCUGAAGCGCGAUUCGUUUUUACCCUUCCGGGAUCGUGUGAGCGAUCCAGAUAACAGAUAAUGUCUUCCAAUGGCAAUCGCAUGCGCGACUGCAUGCACGAUGCAAAUGUCGAUGAUCUUGGCUUGCUCUCUCGCCGGUGCUUGAGUUUCCUGCCGUCGGUGGUUCCAAGCGCAUUCGCAGUGCAAAGGGAGCGUCAACCGCGGGAAGACCAUUGUUCCCUCUCUUCUCUCUCUCUUUCGCCCUAUCCCUCAGCCCCUGUUGGUGCGAUAGCGGCUGCUGCAGCUCUGCCUCCUGUUGUUGCUGGUGGCCCCUCAUCCUCCUUUUUGUCCGGGAGGAGGAGCAAGAAUGAGUCGGGCUUUGACGGCCGUGUAGGCCCCGGGGCGCACAGGCGCACACGCGUGAGACCCGCGGCGCGCCGAGCGCUGCCGCAGAGCCGCGGCCCGUCGUCGAGGCCUGUCGUCGCGCGCGGCGGGCGCCUCCUCUGCGCUUCAGCGGCACGCGGCGCCGCUGCCGCGGGUCCUCCUCCACGGGGCUCGGUGGCUUGCCGAUGUCGCCGAGCGCGCUCCUUUUCUCGCAAAAUGCCCACUCGCAGACGUCCGAGAA
Molecule: messenger RNA, 1949 nt
Organism: Prorocentrum cordatum
Lineage: Eukaryota; Dinophyceae; Prorocentrales; Prorocentraceae
Source: the annotation of a GenBank genome assembly